This is a messenger RNA of Anopheles nili, 4671 nucleotides long. RefSeq names its product furin-like protease 2. The transcript has 15 exons. Gene Ontology annotation, biological process: protein processing. Gene Ontology annotation, cellular component: Golgi membrane; trans-Golgi network. NCBI's taxonomy places the organism in Eukaryota, Metazoa, Arthropoda, Insecta, Diptera, Culicidae. Bases 1 to 4671 code for a protein of 1556 amino acids. Gene Ontology annotation, molecular function: serine-type endopeptidase activity. The record is from RefSeq and is a predicted model, not a curated record.
AUGGCGAUGCCGACAGGACAGCGAUCCAGCGGUGCAUCGCACACACCGACAUCGAAGAUCGCCACGCGUUUCGGUUCGCGCCGUUCAAUCGUUCACAGCCGCGCUAUGUUUGGUGGGCUGCAGCGGCCCUAUCCGGCUGUCCCGCCACCAGACCCGCGGUCUCCUGUUAUCAGCCACAAAAUGGCCGUCCGCUGGACGCAGCUCACAUUGGUGGGUUUGCUUGUGGCAGUCGCGGUGCACGGUGUAGCCAGUGCCACUGUCGGGAGCGAUAAUUACAGCGCUGCAAAGCAGCAUAAUUAUAACGUUAGUAGCGAUGAUCUAAUUACGCCGGUUGAGAUCAACGAGGGGUUGCUCGAGUACGCAGCCGGUCCGCUACCCUUGGCGGCGAUGGACGCAGCCAAACCGAAGCGCGGCAAUCCGCGCCCAGCCGCCAUCUAUAUGAACGAGUUCGCUGUGUAUGUUCCGCGUGGAGCCCACGUCGCCGAUUCCAUCGCGCACAAGUACGGCUUCAGCAACCUCGGCCAGAUCGGUCCCCUAAAAGGAUACUAUCUGUUCCAUCACAACCACGUGCGCAAACGGUCGCUCGAUCGCAGCGAGGUGCAUCAUAAUGCGCUCAACACCGAACCAGAGGUCCGAUGGGUGCAGCAGCAGCACGAAAAGCCUCGCCACAAGCGAGACUACAGCACGUUCGAUCAGGACUUUGUACGAUUUCCCGGCUUCCGUUCGCUGGUUUCCGGCACCCGGAUGGCCUACCGCGACACGAGCACGCACAACAUCUUUCCCGACCCACUAUUCAAGGAACAGUGGUACCUGGUGAGUAGCAACGGUGGCGCCAAGGAUGGGCCGGACAUGAACGUUGGACCGGCCUGGCAGAAGGGCUACACGGGCAAGGGCGUCGUCGUGUCCAUCCUCGACGAUGGCAUCCAGCGCAACCAUCCGGAUCUGGCCCUCAACUACGAUCCAGACGCAUCGUACGACAUCAACGGCAACGACUCGGACCCGAUGCCACGUGAUAACGGAGACAACAAGCACGGAACGCGCUGUGCCGGCGAGGUUGCUGCCGUCGCUUUCAACCAGUACUGCGGAGUCGGUGUGGCCUACAACGCGAGCAUUGGCGGAGUACGCAUGCUGGAUGGUACGGUGAAUGACGCGGUGGAAGCCAAAGCACUGGGUCUAAACCCGGACCACAUCGACAUCUACAGCGCCUCGUGGGGUCCGGAAGAUGACGGUUCGACGGUGGAUGGGCCAGGACCACUGGCACGACGAGCCUUCAUCUUUGGCGUCACGAGCGGACGUCAGGGCAAGGGUUCGAUCUUCAUCUGGGCGUCGGGUAAUGGUGGCCGAUACACGGACAGCUGCAACUGCGAUGGUUACACCAACUCCAUCUUCACGCUGUCCAUCUCGAGCGCCACUCAAGGCGGCUACAAACCGUGGUAUCUGGAAGAGUGCUCUUCGACUCUGGCAACGACGUACAGCUCGGGUACACCUGGCCACGAUAAGAGCGUCGCCACGGUCGAUAUGGAUGGUUCGUUGCGACCUGAUCGGAUCUGUACGGUGGAACACACGGGCACAUCAGCGUCGGCACCGUUGGCCGCAGGUAUUGCGGCUCUCGCACUGGAAGCCAACCCAGCACUCACCUGGCGUGAUAUGCAGUACUUGGUGGUGUUGACGUCACGCUCGGAACCCCUCGAAAAGGAACCGGGUUGGAUACUGAACGGCGUCAAGCGCAAGGUGAGCCAUAAGUUUGGCUACGGUCUGAUGGAUGCAGGAGCGAUGGUUAGCCUGGCCGAACAGUGGACCGCUGUACCAUCGCAGCAUAUCUGCAAAUCACGCGAGAUCAAUGAGGAUCGUCCGAUCGAGGUGUCCGUUGGGUACACGCUUCAGACUCACAUGGAUGUGAAUGGAUGCGCUGGCACGGUGAAUGAGGUGCGUUUCCUCGAACACGUGCAGUGUAAGAUCACGCUGCGAUUCUUCCCUCGGGGUAACCUGCGAAUUCUUCUCACCUCACCGAUGGGUACGACCUCGACGUUGUUGUUUGAGCGCCCGCGUGACAUCACCAAGUCCAACUUUGACGAUUGGCCGUUCUUGAGCGUGCACUUCUGGGGCGAACGAGCUGAGGGUCGCUGGACACUGCAGAUCCUUAAUGGUGGGCCACGGCGCGUCAGCCAAGCCGGUAUUCUCUCCAAAUGGCAGCUCAUCUUCUACGGCACGCAAACCAACCCGAUCCGGCUAAAGUCCGAAGGUACGCGUACGGGCGCAGCCGGUUACUCCGGACUCAAUCCGUUCGUUUUCCCCACGGAAACGGACAUCAACCAGCAGGCGGGAUCGCUCGGUGGAGCCGGUGCCGGCUUCUAUCAGUCGGAUCUGUACAGCAACUUCAUGAACUACCCGAACCUGUUCAGUGCGGCCGGUAGCGGUAUCGACAAAACGGUGGCCACCCUAAACGGGCACAACAUCCCGACCGCACAGCGGGAAAACGUAAUGGCAGAUUCGAACAACAAGCUCGUGGUGCUGCACGACUGUGACCCAGAGUGUGACCAGCAGGGUUGCUAUGGCAAGGGCCCCACGCAGUGUGUCGCCUGCAAACACUACCGAUUGGAUAACACCUGCGUUAGUCGGUGUCCACCACGGAGCUUCCCGAACCAGGGCGGUGUCUGCUGGCCGUGUCACGAGUCGUGUGAAACGUGUGCCGGCGCCGGUCAGGACAGCUGCCUGACGUGCGCCCCAGCCCACCUAUACGUUACCGAUCUGGCCGUGUGCAUGCAGGUCUGCCCCGAAGGAUACUACGAAAACUACGAUAAUCGAACGUGUGUACCGUGCGAGGCGAACUGUGCAUCCUGCCAGGACCGACCGGACUACUGUACGAGCUGUGAUCAUCAUUUAGUUAUGCAUGAGCACCGCUGCUACGCCGCCUGCCCGAAAAACACCUACGAAACGGAGGAUUACAACUGUGCCGAUUGCCACCCAUCCUGCGCCACGUGCAACGGUUCGUCCGAGAGCCAGUGCAUCCUGUGCCGAGCGGGUCGGUUUGCGCAUGAAGGACGUUGCCUGAACGCCUGCCCAGAUGGCUACUAUGGGGACAAAAAGCGCCACGAGUGCAUCGCCUGCCCGCACGGAUGCACCACCUGCAGCAACGGUGCCGCCUGUCUCACCUGCCACGACAACUGGACCAUGAACCGGAAGGGGAAAUGCAUCGCCAAUGGCAACAACAACUGUGACGAAUCUGAGUACUAUGAAAAUGGUCACUGUCAUCCGUGUCAUUCGACGUGCGAAACCUGCACCGGACCGACGGAGAACGAAUGCCUGACGUGUGCUUCGAACCUGCUGCUCCAGGGCCAACGUUGCGUGAACGUGUGUGACGAGGGCUACUACAUGGAAGUCGGUGUUUGUGCCAAAUGUUUGCACACCUGCACGCAGUGUGUCUCGCGCAUGAACUGUACAGCUUGUAUGAAGGGAUUGCAACUGCAGAGUGGCGAAUGCCGUACGACCUGUGCUGACGGAUAUUACAGCGAUCGUGGAACAUGUGCCAAGUGCUAUCUCAGCUGCCACACGUGCAGCGGACCUCGCCGGAACCAGUGCGUCCAAUGUCCAGAAGGAUGGCAGCUGGCCGGUGGUGAAUGUUUCCCCGAGUGCCCAGAGGGAUUCUUCAAGACUAAGUUCGGCUGUCAACGGUGUCAUCACUACUGCAAGACGUGCAACGGAGCCGGCCCCUUGGCCUGCACGUCCUGUCCAGCCCACAGCAUGCUGCAGAACGGACUGUGUAUCGAUUGCCUCGCAUCGCAGUACUACGAUCCGCCGACGCAGACGUGCAAAACGUGCCACGAGUCCUGUCGCACGUGCAGCGGUCCCGGCCAGUUCUCCUGCCUGACCUGCCCCUUCCCGCUGCACCUCGAUCGACUCAACCAUCAAUGUGUGCCUUGUUGUGCGGCGGACGCAUCGCCCGACGAUCAGAGCUGCUGCCACUGCGACAAAGCGACCGGUGGCUGCAUUAACGCAUCGCCAGCCGGGAAACGGCGUAUCGGGGCCGAGCAACAGAUGCUGCAGUUUGGCGACGAGAGCAACGGUGCCGCCGGUGCCGGGGCGGCGAACAUCCCUGGUGAGGGCACCGGUGGUGGCCAGUCUCACCGGGCCUGGCAGCAGUUCCUAUCCGACACGUCCACCUCGACGCUGAUGGUGGUCGCCGUGUCCGGUUGCCUACUAAUUGUUACCCUGUUUGUAGUGAUAUUUACCGUUUUACAGAAGCGUAGCCAAACGAUGUACACUGGAAUUAAGUAUAAUAAAUUAGGCAAGAAACCACCGUCGGGCGGCGGACGAACCACCCGGAUAUCGAUACCGGCCGAUGGCGAUGAUUUACUGGCACCAAUUGUAAAUAACGUCGACGAGGAGGACGACGAGGAGGACGAGGAAGAGGAUGAGUACGCGGGCGUCCCAACCGGGCGGCAGUCCUUCGAGGACGACGACGACGACGUGGACGAGGAUGAUGAGGUGCCAGCGGACGAAAGGAUGAUGAAGAAGAAGAGCGGAAACUACCAGCGGCGGGGAGGACGUUUUGACAGCCGGAGGUCAACCGCGGAAAUGGCACCCACCACCGCAACCACCACCACCACCUCCACUCCCACCAAUGCCCGAGGGAAACGGACGUUCCGCUAUGCGAACGCCACGCGAACCUAA